AUGGCCGCGUUCCAGAGCCUAGGAACCACGACGGCGUCGACCUGCGCCCCGGAGACCGCGCACGGCACGCACUUGUUCAAAAUCGACGGCUACAGCCUGUACAGGGGCCUCGGCGUCGGCGUCUGCGUCAACUCCGCCAGCUUCUCCGUCGGCGGCCAUGACUGGUGCCUCUGCGUCUACCCUGACGGCGAGAACGAGGAGUUCGAAGACUGGGUUUCAGUUUACGUCGAGCUCAAGACCAAGAACACCGAGGUGAGGGCGCUCUACGAUCUGAGGAUUGUUGACAGGAUCACCAGAUCGACGCAGUCCUUCUAUACGCCGCCUAACCCUAGCGGGAUAGAGCCCACUGUGUUUGACACCCUUGACGGUGAAGUGUCUUUAUGCGGCAAUACCGAUUUCUUGAGGAAGAGUGAGAUUCAUAAGUAUCUUAUGGACGACAUUCUUCUCAUCGAGUGCAAUCUGACAGUGAUCAAGCUCAAGGAGACCAUCAUGAACGCCCGGGUCCAAGUGCCGCCCUCAGACCUGGUGAAUAAUCUUGGCACAUUCCUAGAGUCCACAGAGGGAGCUGAUGUGUUUUUCAAGGUCAAAGAGCAGGUUAUCCCAGCUCACAAAUUCAUCCUCGCUACACAGUCGCCCGUCUUCAGGGCAGAGUUUUAUGGGCCGAUGAGAGAUGAGCAUAGAUGCAGUACUAUAACCAUUGAAGGUAUGCAGCCCGCUGUUUUCAGAGGCCUCCUUCGCUUCUUCUACACGGAUUCAUUGCCUCAGAUGGAUGAACUCGAUGAUGAUGAGUAUGAAGAAAUGGUUAGGCAUUUACUUGUUGCUGCAGAUAGGUAUGCCAUGGAAAGGAUGAAGUUGAUGUGCGAGAGCAAGCUUUGUGAGAGUCUUCAUGCCGAGACUGUGGCGAUCACGUUAGCUCUAGCCGACCAGCAUAACUGCAGCCAGCUUAAAGAUGCUUGCAUUGAGUUUAUCAACUCCUCUAAUAGAAUGAAUGAUGUGGUGGCAAGUAAUGGGUUUGACCAUCUGAAAAGAGCAUGUCCUACUAUAUUUAUUGACAUAUGGGAGAAAGCAGCCAAGACACGCAAAAUUUUGUAUGCUGAUCAUGGAUUAACUUCAGCCUAG
Lolium rigidum is the source of this 1119-nucleotide messenger RNA. Its product is annotated as BTB/POZ and MATH domain-containing protein 2-like. The record is from RefSeq and is a predicted model, not a curated record. Bases 1 to 1119 code for a protein of 372 amino acids. Gene Ontology annotation, biological process: protein ubiquitination. Gene Ontology annotation, molecular function: protein binding. NCBI's taxonomy places the organism in Eukaryota, Viridiplantae, Streptophyta, Magnoliopsida, Poales, Poaceae. The transcript has a single exon.